Penicillium verhagenii is the source of this 1554-nucleotide messenger RNA. RefSeq lists its product as uncharacterized. Lineage: Eukaryota; Fungi; Ascomycota; Eurotiomycetes; Eurotiales; Aspergillaceae. The transcript is spliced from 5 exons. Gene Ontology annotation, molecular function: carbohydrate:proton symporter activity. The record is from RefSeq and is a predicted model, not a curated record. Bases 1 to 1554 code for a protein of 517 amino acids. Gene Ontology annotation, biological process: carbohydrate transport; transmembrane transport. Gene Ontology annotation, cellular component: membrane.
AUGGGACAAGAGAGCCACGAUAUGGUUGAGGAGCCGCAGAACUCUCAAUCUGUGUCUGAUGACCACGCGUACAGCUUCAGGACUCCGCGCGAACACCCAGAGACAACUUGGGUUAAUAUCUUGGUCAUCAUCACCGCUUGUCUGGGAGGAUUCCUAUACGGAUUUGCUGCAAAUGCUUACGCUGGCUCUCUAUCACAAACGACGUUUAUCGCUAAGUUUCUGUCUGUGGGUAACGCAGCUGCACUAGAGGAUGCUAUACUUGGGGGCUUCCUUGGUGCUGCCCUGGUUGGUGCACUUUUCCAGGCCCCCUUGGCUAAUAUGUUUGGCCGUCGUGUCGCAAACGGAGCUGCCGCCGUCCUUAUCAUCAUUUCAGGUGCCAUUCAAGCUGGAGCUGUCAAUGUUGGCAUGUUUAUAGCGGGGCGUGUCAUUUGCGGUGUUGGUUCUGGAAUGGUGUUCGCAAAUACCCCCGUUUAUAUGAGUGAGGUUUCACCACCACGCACUCGUGGCCUUCUUGUGGGCUUGCACGGUGUAGGCGUCGUGACUGCUUAUAUACUAGCUGCAGUAUGUGCGCUUGCGUUUUCAUUUGUCGAGGAUGCUAUCCAGUGGCGCUGUAUCUUCGUUAUCUUAACUGGACUUGGGGUAAUAUAUCUGGGGUCAUUAUUCUUCAUUCCUGAAUCUCCACGCUGGUUGAUGGAGAAGGAUCGCGAGGAAGAAGCCGGAAAGGUCCUGGAAUACUUGCACAGUUCUAAGGAUGACACGAAGGCCACAUUUGCUCACGCCGAGUUAAAACAAAUCAAGGCUCAAGUCGAGCUUGAGAGAACCACGCCAGGUGGAUUUAUCUAUAUCGCCCGCACACCCAGUCACCGAAAGAGAGCGCUUUGCUCUAUUCUUAUGUGGGUUAUGGGCCAAGCGACUGGUAUUACUACCAUUGGAAAUUUAAUUCCCACCUUGAUGGGCUCCCUGGGAUUCGGCACUACCAUGCAGCUAGGUCUCGGGGUAGUCUGGACUGUGUGUGCAGUUAUCGGAUGCGGUAUCAACGUCCUGAUCAUGGAUAAGGUCGGACGAGUCAAACUUCUCGUCAUCGGUGGAUUUGGAAGUGCUUUGAUUGUCGGUCUUAUGGGAGGCCUUGAGAAGCACUAUCUUAAUACUACCUAUAUGCCGGGAGUCAACGCGACCGUUGCUCUGUACUUUAUCUUCGGUGCCUUCUUCACUUCCACCAUUGAGUGCACCGCAUAUGUCUACGGAUCCGAAAUUUGGCCCACCCGUCUACGCAGUGAAGGCGCAACUAUCGUUUACGCUAGUUUCUUCGCCAACGCAGUCGCAUAUGCCGCUCCGGUUCAGCAGGCCCUUGAUAGCAUUGGAUGGAAAUACUACAUGAUAUUUGUCGCUGUCACCACUGUGAGCACUAUAGUGCUUGCGUUCUAUUUCCCCGAGACAAAGGGACUCAGUCUCGAAGAAAUCAAUGCCAAAUUCGGUGAUACCGUUGUCAUCGACCUCAAAGAUGCUAUUGCUGCUGAGGAUAAGAGCCCUGCCGAGGCGAAAGGACAGUGUUGA